Messenger RNA from Planococcus citri (citrus mealybug), 1961 nucleotides. RefSeq lists its product as uncharacterized. NCBI's taxonomy places the organism in Eukaryota, Metazoa, Arthropoda, Insecta, Hemiptera, Pseudococcidae. The coding region runs from base 71 to 1894 and encodes 607 amino acids. The record is from RefSeq and is a predicted model, not a curated record. The transcript is spliced from 2 exons.
CAAGGUGACGGAGAAUUUCCGUUUAAUUCAAUUCCCUUCUCAACAUUUCAUAAAACUAUACCUACAUCAUAUGUAUUACUUCCACUAUAAUCAAUUUACUUCGAUAUGUUCCCUUCGCGGUAAAUGUAUUUUUUGUGCGUGUAUUUUCAACAGAAAUAAUCCGUCAUUUUCACGAGCGAGGACCAGCUUAGCCAUGGAUUCCAAUCAGAUAUUGAAAAAAUUAUUAUACCUUCUCACUCUGCACCUACUUCUGUUGAAGAAUGCAAACGCAGCCCAAGAAUCAGCCAAUCUUGGUUACAAUGCACUCGACCGAGUAAAAUUAAUCGACACGUUCGAAAGUAAAGCGUCUCAAUUCAUAAACAACAUGGACAAAUUCGCCGACUGGAUUCGCGAUUCUGAUCCACUUUCAUCAAUCCAGCCAGUAAAAGAUUCUCUUCUUCACGAUCUGCAUCGAAUAAAAGAAUGCUUCCCGAUACGAAUUCAAUACCAAGCACUGGCCGAACUGCGCAGUCGUAUCAGACACAUCUCAAACCAAUUAUAUCAUCUAAAAGCGAAUUCGAAACGACCCGAAGAGACGACCAAAUUCCAAGACAUUAUUCUUCAAUUGCUCAAUUUCGGAGUAAAAAUAUCCCAUCUGACCUUCGCUUUGGAAACAGAGGACGAAAUCGCUCCUUUUAAACCCAUACUCGAAGCUUGUAUUCGAGAGAUUCUAGCCUAUCGUUUCGACUCUGCUAGGGCAGAACUGCAAAAAAUACACCACGAUAGAAUAACGAACAUUAUGGUCGAAAAACUGCACAAUUUAGGGGAAGAGAAUUUCUACACUCUGGUGAAUUUCGUCGAUUACCUGAAAAACGACACAGAUAUGAGUUUCGGGUUCUGGGAAGCUUUACACGAUGGAACCAAUGCAGUCGCCAGUUCGCAAAAUUUCUUCAAACUAUACAUUUCAUUAUUAAACGAUCGAGAUCAAAAUGAGAACACGACUACGAGGAAGCGAAUAGAAUCAUUCGUCGAUCUUUUGAAAUACUCCAUCAAAAGGGCGGCGGUUGAAGAGAUAACUGACGCAUUCGUAUUAAAUUACUUGGUCAAAGUCGAGUCGUACGUAACGGAACUGGCUGAAACCAGAAUUUUCGACAUGAAUAACGUCAUAGAAUCGGUGAUAGAUAGAAUAUCUCAAAAACUAGGUACGAAACAUCUGUCCGGAAUUAUGCGAGCUGAUAAAGGCCUCUGCGUAAACGAGACGACCGCGAUUCCGCUGAUAUUUCGGUUGAAACGACUGCUGAGCUGGAGUAAGUACUGUACUUUGAGUCAAGAUGUGAAAAAAUUAGCUCAACGAGCGAUGAACAGCUCGCCGGUAUCGAUUGGACUGGGGCCGAUAGAGUAUUGCCAAAAAGUCUGCAUUAUGAACGUUAACUUCAACGAAUACCUUUACGAUCCGGAUAAGUCGGAGUGUUUGGAUAAGCACAAGAGUAACAGCUCGUGUCCUGCUUAUACAACCAACGCGAAACAUGGAGGAAAACGUGAUCAACUGGCAUGGAACUUGAAACAGACUGGAAUGAAUAAAUAUCAAAUAAUUAGCUAUAAUAAUAAUUACAGUUUGUUCGUCGACGAUGAAAAAUUGGACGAAGAGAGACGUUGUGUUUCGACGAGACAAAUUGGUCAUCAGGAUGAUGAUAAAUACGAAUGGCAGUUCGAAUCAGACGGAGAUUUCGUUUACAUUAAGAAUAUUCACUAUGGAGAGUAUCUUUCGGCGAGCAUCAGAGGAUAUAUUAAUAAUGUGACGACAAUUGAUUUGAAAUCGAUGGUUACGACGAGUAAAAGGCUUCGGAAUGUGUUCACCUUCGUGCAUAAGAAACUAACGCCGGAUUGUUAUUGGACGAUUGUUGAGUGUCCUUGAAAUUGUAAUCGAAUAAAUCUAAAAUGAAAAAUACGUAACGUUAAUCGAAUAUAUCGCUUAUUUUAUA